CCGCAGGCCUCUUCAUUCCUGACCUAUUCCACGCAUCCUACUCUCAUCAAUACCGUUGUUUCUCUAUUUCGUUAAGCCUACCUAGUUAUGUGCUUUGACCGUGGCUCUCCACCCCAGACCUAUGGCUCGAAACAUAGAGAGAUGGUCAUUGGGUAUCCUUAACGACAAAGAGACAGAGGAAGUCCCCGGAACCGUCCUUCUACUCUCCUCAAACCGCAAUGAACCUCUCGGCCUCGAACAUCAACAUGCCCGGAGGAGCUCUUCCUCUAUGCCCCCGCAGCCUCUCGCUCCUCCCGUCAAACGACCCUCUUACUCGUCCAAGAAGAAAACAAGAGAUGGGCAAAUCAUUCUGGAUCCGCAACCCGACGAUUCCAUGAACGAUCCUCUCAAUUGGCCCUCAUGGAGAAGAGAUACUGCCUUGCUUUCCCUUGGCUUCUACUGCAUGGUUGGUGGAGGAAUCACGCCCCUUCUGGCGGCUGGCUUCAACAAUGUUGCCGAGACGUUCCAUGUGUCCUAUUCAAGAGUUGCUUUGACUACCGGUCUUUAUAUGAUGGGCCUGGGAGUGGGUAGUGUUAUUUUCUCCCCUACUGCUAUUCUGUGGGGCAAACGACCUGUCUACUUGGUCUCCGCGAUCAUGUUCAUUCUCACAUCGGUCUGGUGUGCUGAAGCCCCCAACUACGCCCACCUGGCUACAGCACGAGUCUUCCAGGGUAUCUCCGUCAGUCCCGUGGAAUGUCUCCCUUCCGCGACCAUUGCCGAAAUCUUCUUCUUGCAUGAGCGGGCCUUUCGAGUAGGUAUUUACACUCUCCUUCUACUCGGCGGCAAGAACCUGGUUCCCUUGGUGAGUGCUGUCAUCAUUGCCGCAAAGGAUUGGAGAUGGGUCUUCUGGGUUGUUGCCAUGGUUGUGUCGUUGUGCCUAUGCCUUCUGUUCUUCUUCGUGCCGGAGACCUUCUGGGAUCGAACACCUCGAGCCAAAUCAAGGAGGCCGACCGCUCAACGAAGCCUGUCCAGCAUUUUCCGCCAUCCCCUGCCCCAUGCGAAACCACACCAACCACAAACUCCUUCCGCGGACCCAUCUGCAUUACGACUCGCAAUGGAGAAAGCCAUGACGCCGAGACAGCAUAUGCUUCAUGAGCAGAAUGUGCACGCCAGAUUUGAAGAUCCCCUGAGCGACAAGGAGGAGGAUCCUGAGGUCGAGAAGUCCACAGCGACAGACGCCGAAGCUCAACGCCUUCCAGCCCAUCGUGAAUCAGUGAGGCCAGCCGUGUUCCCAGGUAAUAUGACAGACGGACCGAGCGACGAGAAAGAGAAGGAACCCAUUCCGCAAGCAAGUCAGCCAGACACUCCCACCAAGGGGCAAUCAGGACGGAGAAGACCCAAGCCAACAGGUCUAUCUAUGCCUCCGCCACCGGAUCUUAGAGGGUUGAACGGGCCUUGGGACGGCACCAUCAAUGGCAAAAGGGUCCCGACGAUUGUCUUACCUCCUACUCAAAACUUUCCGAAUAUUGCAGCACCCGGGGCUGCAUCAUCCGACGCCAACGCUUCGGUUCCGCAUCUGCACAACCUCAAUUCGCCCUAUUACCUGGAGCUCGAAAAGAAUGACAACUAUCUUAAUCACCAUACGACACCCAACGCAGAAGUUGUUGAGGCGAAGACAACAGAACAACAAGAUGAUCUGACAAGAAGCACUAGUGUCGUUUCGUUGCCUGUAUCUGACUUGCAAAGUCCAGUUGCAUUGGAGACAUCAAGAAGCCCUGACGAUUAUAUUGGCCACCCCAAGCCUGCGCGCUAUACGACCAAUCUCCGUCACGCGCCUCCAAAGUCCUACGUUCAGGUCCUCAAGCCGUGGAAUGGAAGAUUGUCCAAGUCGAAAUGGUAUUUGGUGGCUUGUCGACCUUUCAUCCUCUUCGCUUACCCAAGCGUCCUAUGGUCGGCACUGGUCUACUCAUUGUCGGUCGGCUGGUUAAUUGUCCUCUCCGAGUCAAUAACGGCCAUCUACAAAAAUCGCGACACAUAUAACUUCACCUCGUUACAGGCCGGAUUGGUUUACAUUUCACCAUUCAUUGGCGGCGUUCUCGGUACCGUCGUUGCAGGAAAAGUGUCGGAUGUCAUUGUUCGAUACAUGGCGCGGAGGAAUGGUGGCGUAUACGAACCGGAGUUUCGGCUGGUCAUGGGCUUCCCUAUUGCCAUCACCACCGCGAUCGGCCUGAUGGGCUACGGCUGGUCCGUCGAAGAGCACGACAACUGGAUUGUGCCGACCGUCUUCUUCGGACUGAUUUCAUUCGGCUGCUCACUCGGAAGCACGACGUCCAUCACUUUCUGUGUCGACAGUUACCGGCAGUACGCCGGCGAGGCAUUGGUGACUUUGAAUUUCAGCAAGAACAUCUUCCAUGGCUUGGUGUUUAGUUUGUUUUUCGCACAGUGGUUGGAGGACGACGGCCCACGGACGACGUUUUUGUGCAUUGGCGCCAUUCAGAUUGUUUGCUUGGUCAGUACGAUCCCGAUGUAUAUCUACGGCAAGAGGGCGAGGAUGUGGACUGUCCGGAAGGCGUUCAUGGAGAAGUUUUGAUUGGUACCUUACCGCCUACUAAUAGGUGGCACGGAGGGUACGGCGGUUACGGAGUUCUUUCAGGUGUGAGGGUGGGAUCUUACGGCCUGCACGGGCCUGUAAAGGGAGUCGGAGUAAGCUUGUAGUUCCUCGGAUACAGCCUCACAGUGCUCACGCAACCGCAUCCGCAUGGCGUAUACCUGGGCAGUAGACUAGACCUGGCGUAUGACUCUAAUGACAUGAUAUGCUUAUGACGAA
Molecule: messenger RNA, 2806 nt
Organism: Exophiala xenobiotica
Lineage: Eukaryota; Fungi; Ascomycota; Eurotiomycetes; Chaetothyriales; Herpotrichiellaceae
Exons: 2
Coding region: 122-2569 (815 amino acids)
Biological process (GO): transmembrane transport
Molecular function (GO): transmembrane transporter activity
Source: RefSeq, a predicted model, not a curated record